Molecule: messenger RNA, 1306 nt
Organism: Indicator indicator
Lineage: Eukaryota; Metazoa; Chordata; Aves; Piciformes; Indicatoridae
Gene: RPL3L
Product: ribosomal protein L3 like
Exons: 10
Coding region: 36-1259 (407 amino acids)
Biological process (GO): ribosomal large subunit assembly; translation
Cellular component (GO): cytosolic large ribosomal subunit; ribosome
Molecular function (GO): RNA binding; structural constituent of ribosome
Source: RefSeq, a predicted model, not a curated record
CCUCCUUCUGCAGCUGACCCAGAGGAAGGCAGCCUAUGUCCCACCGCAAGUUCUCUGCUCCCAGGCAUGGCCACCUGGGCUUCCUGCCCCACAAGAGGAGCCGUCGCCACCGAGGGAAGGUGAAGUCCUGGCCUAAGGAUGAUCCCAGCAAACCAGUCCACCUGACAGCUUUCCUGGGCUACAAAGCUGGCAUGACACACACUGUGCGGGAGGUGCACAGGCCUGGGCUCAAGAUCUCCAAGAGGGAGGAGGUGGAGGCUGUGACCAUCAUUGAGACCCCCCCGAUGGUGGUGGUGGGGGUGGUGGGGUACAUAGAGACCCCCAAGGGCUUGAGGAACUUCAAGACUGUUUUUGCUGAGCACAUCAGCGAUGAGUGCCGGCGGCGCUUCUACAGGAACUGGCAUAAGAGCAAGAAGAAGGCCUUCACCAAGUACUGCAAAAAGUGGCAGGAUGAGGCUGGCAAAAGGCAGCUGGAGAAGGACUUUGCAGCCAUGAAGAAGUACUGCAAGGUCAUCCGUGCCAUCAUGCACACACAGAUGAGGCUGCUCCCGCUGCGGCAGAAGAAGGCCCACGUGAUGGAGAUCCAGCUGAACGGUGGCACAGUGGCUGAGAAGGUUGACUGGGUUCGUGAGAGGCUGGAGAAGCAGAUUUCUGUGCACAAUGUCUUCAGCCAGAAUGAGAUGAUUGAUAUCAUUGGUGUCACCAAGGGGCAUGGGAUGAAAGGGGUGACCAGCCGCUGGCACACCAAGAAGCUGCCCAGGAAGACUCACAAAGGGCUGCGCAAGGUUGCCUGCAUCGGGGCCUGGCACCCGUCCCGGGUCGGCUACUCCAUCGCCCGCGCUGGCCAGAAGGGCUACCAGCACCGCACCGAGCUCAACAAGAAGAUUUACCGCAUUGGUCGUGGGAUCCAUGUGGAAGAUGGGAAGGUGGUGAGGAACAAUGCCUCAACCAACUAUGACAUGACAGAGAAGACCAUCACACCUCUGGGUGGCUUUCCUCACUAUGGGGAGGUCAACAAUGACUUCCUGAUGCUGAAGGGCUGCGUGGUGGGCACCAAGAAGCGAGUGCUCACCCUCCGUAAGUCCCUGCUGGUGCACACGAGCCGCCGGUCCCAGGAGGCCAUUGAGCUCAAAUUCAUUGACACCACCUCCAAGUUCGGCCAUGGCCGCUUCCAGACAGCUCAGGAGAAGAGAGCUUUCAUGGGCCCUCAGAAGAAGCACUUGGUGAAAGCAAAGCCAGGGGCACAGGAAGAGCUGUAAGGAUGGGAUUUGCAAGGUUACCUUCCUGGGCACCCUCAAUAAAAGGG